This is a messenger RNA of Prosopis cineraria, 1425 nucleotides long. Its product is annotated as (S)-coclaurine N-methyltransferase-like. The transcript has 8 exons. The record is from RefSeq and is a predicted model, not a curated record. The coding region runs from base 20 to 1243 and encodes 407 amino acids. NCBI's taxonomy places the organism in Eukaryota, Viridiplantae, Streptophyta, Magnoliopsida, Fabales, Fabaceae.
GUGACAAUUAUAAGUCUGUAUGAGAAGGUUACCGAAGAAGCACAUUAAUUCAAUACAGAUAAGAAUCGUCAUCUUCUCGAAGAGUCCUGAGAGGGGAGGGGGAAUCCACUGUGCUCCCAUGGAAGCAAUGAUGCAGCUAUCUUACGACGCUACGGUGAAGAUUAUGUUACGCUCUUUGGAGCGGAAUUUGCUCCCUGAUGUUGUCGUCAGGAGGCUCACUCGUUUGCUCUUAGCAUCUCGCCUUCGCUCCGGCUAUAAGACCUCCUCUCAACUUCAACUCUUCGAUCUCCUUCAUUUUGUACACUCUUUGAAGCAGAUGCCUAUCGCCAUCGACACUGAUAAGCCGAAAGUUCAGCAUUACGAAUUACCGACCUCUUUCUUCAAGCUGGUUCUCGGCAAGAAUCUCAAAUACAGUUCUUGUUACUUCUCUUCUGCGUCAAAGACACUGGACGAUGCUGAAGAAGCAAUGUUGGAACUAUACUGUGAGAGGUCACGCAUGAAAGAUGGCCAUACCAUCCUUGAUGUUGGAUGUGGCUGGGGUUCGCUGUGUAUAUACAUUGCCAAGAAGUACAGUAAUUCCAGAGUUACAGGGAUAUGCAAUUCCGCAACCCAGAAAGCGUAUAUAGAGGAGAGGUGUAGGGAUCUUAUGCUGCAAAAUGUGGAGAUCAUUGUUGCAGAUAUCAGCACAUUUGAAAUGGAUGCUUCUUAUGACAGGAUAUUUUCGAUAGAAAUGUUUGAGCAUAUGAAGAAUUAUAAAGAUCUACUCAAGAAAAUAGCCGGUUGGUUGAAGGAAGAUGGCCUUCUAUUUGUUCAUCAUUUCUGCCAUAAAGCAUUUGCUUACCAUUUUGAGGACAAAAAUGAAGAUGACUGGAUUACUAAGCAUUUCUUUACUGGCGGAACAAUGCCUUCUGCAAAUCUACUGCUUUAUUUCCAGGUAAGCUUGGCAUAUGCAAGUGCAACUGGAGCUAGCGGAUUCGCUGACCACCGAAUUGAUGAUGUUACUAUUGUCAACCAUUGGCUUGUCAAUGGUAAACACUAUGCAAAGACGAGCGAAGAGUGGCUCAAAAGAAUGGACCAAAACUUGACUUCCAUCAAGCCGAUCAUGGAAUCAACAUAUGGCAAGGAUUCGGCUGUAAAGUGGACUGUCUAUUGGAGAACGUUCUUCAUAGCCGUCGCAGAACUAUUUGGCUACAAUAACGGUGAAGAAUGGAUGGUUGCACAUUUCCUAUUCAAGAAGAAAUGAAUUUAAGCACAAAUCAAAUUUUCCUUCCGUUUAUCAGAGCAUAAAAAUGCCGAAGAAUCAAAGAUGCAUAUUCUAAUGACUGUAAUUUCAUGGAUUCAGACACAAGUUCUUUUGGCCCCCAUUUUUGUGCAAUCUCAUGACUAUGAUAACCAAAAAAAUAUAGGAGCACGUGCGAUUUAUGA